CCGAACAGUCCGCCACAGGGACAGUCAGUCACCACAUCUUCAAAGAAGAAAACUAAUGUGAGAUGACUGUUUAAUAAACCCUAUGCAAUUUUGAAUAAUCUUCAACUAAAAAUGUUGAAAAGCUGCGGGAGGAAACUCGUACUUUCUGUAGCAGGAGCUACAUUCACUUGCCUUGUGGUACUCUUGGUUGCAGCCCAGCACCAAGUUAUACAGGUGGCUGAGGUACAGAUUGAGAGCGAUGUCGGGAUGCGCUCGCUGCAAAGUCUGGAUAGCACGGGGGGAAAUGCUCACGACAAAAGUUCGUCAGAGAACGAAUCGCAGGACAAUUCAAAGUCGACGGAUACGAAAGGAUUCUCCGCUUACUUCUCAAAGUUAACUCGGGACAGGAGAGACUUGGAGAAGCCCGCGUCGCUAGCCGGGUCUGCAUCUGAAGCGCCCCCCUCCGAGGACAUCAACCCCAAUGACAUCUUCAUCGCAGUUAAGACAACAAAGAAGUUCCAUCAGUCCAGACUGGACCUUCUUCUCGAUACCUGGAUCUCCAGAAACAUGCAGCAGACGUACGUCUUCACAGAUGGGGAUGAUGAGGAGCUGAAGAAGAAACUUGGAAGCCACGCCAUCAACACAAACUGCUCGGCCGCCCACAGCCGACAGGCCCUGUCCUGCAAGAUGGCGGUGGAGUACGACAAGUUCAUCGAGUCGGGGAAAAAGUGGUUCUGUCACGUGGACGACGACAACUACGUGAACAUGCGGACCAUGGUGAAGCUGCUCGCGCACUACCCGCACACUCAGGACGUGUACAUCGGCAAGCCCAGCCUGGACCGGCCCAUCGAGGCCACGGAGAGGCUCGCUGACAACAAAAUGAAGCCGGUGAAUUUCUGGUUUGCUACCGGAGGGGCGGGAUUCUGCGUGAGCCGCGGCCUGGCUCUGAAGAUGAGCCCCUGGGCGAGCGGCGGUCACUUCAUGGACACGGCCGAGAAGAUCCGGCUGCCGGACGACUGCACCGUCGGCUACAUCAUCGAGUCCGUCCUGGGGGUCCGUCUCAUCCGGAGCGGCCUGUUCCACUCGCACCUGGAGAACCUGCAGCAGGUGUCCAAGUCUGAACUGCACAAACAGGUUACACUGAGCUAUGGGAUGUUUGAGAACAAGAGAAACAUCAUCAACAUGAAGGGGGCUUUUUCAGUGGAGGAGGACCCAUCACGGUUCAGGUCCGUGCACUGUUUGCUGUACCCGGACACCCCCUGGUGCCCCCCCCUCCAGGUCGGCCCUUAGCGGCGGACCGCCCCCUCCCUCAGUGGAAUCCUCGUCCCGCGAUUGGCCUCGGUAUCUGAAAGGCUGGCGGGACCCGUGUCGUAUUUGGGCCCUGGGGGGUCGCUCCCGCUGUGUUUUUGCUACAGCGGCGUGCCCCUCUGCCCAGGUCGGUUUUUUUGAAAUGGGGCUGCUGUGCGGCCCUCGUUUCGGUUUACAGACUUUUCCCCCUUCCUCCCCCUUCCCCUGCUGGACCCCUCGCUUUUUCGCCUCCGGUCCGGAGAGACGGGAGUCCGGCAGACGGGGGGCGGGCUUUUAGCAUUGCGCUGUACAGGCUAAAUGUGUGCUUCACAUGUUGUAAAUGUUGCUUGUGAUGCGUUUUGCAGUUGUCGCAGAAUGUACUAUAUUCACCUAUGCCUUUUAUCUAUGCCUGUUUGCCAGCUUUGUCAUGCUUUUUAAAGCCGUUUCAUUUCAAUUACCAUCUUUAUUUUAUUGUAAUUGAUGUUUUGAUGUCAGACUGUUGUUAUAGACUAUAACAAUAAUCAGAUUAGGAAUCAGAAUUGGAGUUUUAACUCAUUAGGUUUAUUAUAUAUUGUUUUUAAACUGACAUCACGGUAGACUCCGGAAACAAAUAAGCAAUGUGAAGAUAUAUUUGAAUUAAUUUUCUUAUGGUCAAAUUUCAGUAUUAUGGUUAAUAUGAUUUUAAGCUGGCAGUGGGUUGUUAUAGAUGUACAUUUAGAUGUUUUUAUAUCUGAAGUACGUCAUGAUAAGCACUUUCCCCUAUAUAUUUUAGGUAGAAAAUUCACAAGAUUGAAGCCUUUUAGAGUUAAGAUAUGAGCUAAAACUAAAGGAAGACAUUAGCCCAAAACAAAUAGAAUUUGAUAUUUAAUUUCAUUCCAUUGCAAUGAAACAAUCAUGUCAAAAUAUUUGUAUAUUUUAAAACUGUAUCUUCUUGUGUUUUGUACAAAGAUUUGAAUUGAAUAAUUGCACAGCUUACUUUGAAUUCACUGUUGCUUGAUCUUGUGAAGCCCUCAGACACACAGUGGAAUAUUUAACUUUAUAUUAAUCUCAAAAACAAGCGUUUUUACCUGAGCCCGUAAUAUUAUGGUCUCUGCCAUAGGAAACUUUCCCACGUUUUGAGUGUAUAGUCAAAGUGCAACAGCUUAACUGGCAGCUUUUCCUCACCAAUCGUUGCACGUCCAUUUGUCAUUUUCCGAGAUGUACGUAAUCGGUGGAGCAAAGGCUUUUCUUUUAUCACAAAGGAUAUUAGCCAUUUUGGUUAACUUUGUUAGCCUUACUGUCAAACCUUUAGUGUUCAACUGAGAGCUUCACAAGAGCUGCACCAGUCUUCCCAAUCAGAGGCUUCCUCUGUGAAUAUGACCCACAGUGGGUGUUUUUGUAAAUCUUUAUUUGUUGCAGUACUUAUUUACUGUGCUUUUUGUUCCAAAUGACUGCCUUCGUGUAAAUAUGUUUGUACAAUUUUUUGUUGUUCUUCUGUGGAUCAGAAAUGCUUCUGACAAAUUUUUACGACGACCGUUUACCGCUUGUAAUUGCAUUGACGUCUGUAAUUUAUACUCCAGUAUCUGGAUUGUGGAAUUAAAAUGUAUGAAUUAACCAGA
This is a messenger RNA of Conger conger (European conger), 2864 nucleotides long. RefSeq names its product LFNG O-fucosylpeptide 3-beta-N-acetylglucosaminyltransferase (gene lfng). Gene Ontology annotation, biological process: pattern specification process; regulation of Notch signaling pathway. NCBI's taxonomy places the organism in Eukaryota, Metazoa, Chordata, Actinopteri, Anguilliformes, Congridae. The record is from RefSeq and is a predicted model, not a curated record. Gene Ontology annotation, cellular component: Golgi membrane. Gene Ontology annotation, molecular function: O-fucosylpeptide 3-beta-N-acetylglucosaminyltransferase activity. The transcript has 8 exons. Bases 112 to 1269 code for a protein of 385 amino acids.